Messenger RNA from Prosopis cineraria, 2986 nucleotides. RefSeq names its product G-type lectin S-receptor-like serine/threonine-protein kinase At1g34300. Gene Ontology annotation, biological process: protein phosphorylation; recognition of pollen. Bases 354 to 2777 code for a protein of 807 amino acids. The transcript has a single exon. Lineage: Eukaryota; Viridiplantae; Streptophyta; Magnoliopsida; Fabales; Fabaceae. The record is from RefSeq and is a predicted model, not a curated record. Gene Ontology annotation, molecular function: ATP binding; protein serine/threonine kinase activity.
GGAGUUUCAUAAUCAAUGCCGAAACUGGUUCCAGAAGGUCCUUGCUUGUUUUUCAAAGUUUGAAUCUACUCUUACUUUUCUUCUGUUGUGCGACUGCGAGGCAAUCAUCAUUCGACAAACCAUAUUCAAAAUUUCGAGAGAAGAAAACGGUUUGAACGUUGAAAAUCCACACCUUAGAGUUCAAGAGACCGGCAUUUAUUCCUUCUCCACUUCACCAACCCGAUUAUCAGCGAGUCAAGGACUUUUGUCUUCUUUUCUUCCAUUUUUCUUGCUCAUGAUUUGAUUAUUUUAUACCAAGCCAUGCUUCAUUCUCAUGCACGCAACCAAAUUCACAGACCCAGAAAGAAAUAACCAUGCUUUGCUCAAAACAACUGCUAUUUCUGCUCGUUGCUUGCUUCUUCUCAGCUAUUACAGCGCUUAGUAUUUCACCAGGUUCUACACUCUAUGCUUCUGACACUAAUCAAACAUGGCCAUCUCCCAGCAACGUUUUCUCUCUCCGCUUUCUUCCUUCUCAAACCCCACCUACUUCCCCUCCCUCCUUCAUUGCCGCCGUCGUCUUCUCCGGCGGCACACCCGUUGUUUGGUCCGCCGGUAACGGCGUCAUCGUGGACUCCCAUGGCUCGCUUCAGUUUUUAUCCUCUGGCGUUCUUCGCCUCGUUAACGGCUCCGGUGUCGCCGUUUGGGACUCCGGUACUUCCAAUUUGGGCGUCUCCUCUGCCUCCGUGAACGACGACGGAAACUUGAUUCUCUCUAAUCGGACCGGUGUCGUUUGGUCAAGCUUCGACUAUCCCACUGACACCAUCGUGCCGUCUCAGAAUUUCACAACCGGCAUGUUUUUGCGAUCUGGGGAGUAUUCAUUUACGGUUACUAGCUCAGGUAACCUCACACUUAGGUGGAAUGAUAGUGUACCAUACUGGGAUCGUGGUCUGAAUUCAUCUAUAAAUGUCAAUUUAACUUCGCCAGUUUUGGAAUUACAGUCGAUAGGGAUUUUGAGACUUUUCGAUCCGAAUUUGGUGACUCCUGUGGAUAUUGCUUAUAGCAGUGAUUAUGCUGAAGCGAAUGGCACUCUGAGAAUUCUGAAGUUGGACAGUGAUGGGAACUUGAGAAUGUACAGUUCUUCUAGAGGCAGUGGAAUUUCUACUGUUAGAUGGAUAGCUGUUGAAGAUCAAUGUAAGGUUUUUGGGUAUUGUGGGAACUAUGGUGUAUGUAGUUACAAGGAUUUAAGCCCAAUUUGUGGAUGCCCAUCUGAGAAUUUUGAGAUGAUUGAUCCUAAUGAUAGUAGAAAAGGGUGUAAGGGGAAAGUGAGGCUUGAGGAUUGUCCAGGCAGGGCUGCUAUGUUACAAUUGGACCAUGCUCUAGUCUUGACUUAUCCUCCUAUAUUCAUGGUUAACCCAGAGGUAUUUUUCGUUGGUAUAUCAGCUUGCAGGGGAAACUGUCUUGCAGCUGGUUCUUGUUUUGCUUCUACUUCAUUAUCAGAUGGCACAGGUCUGUGUUACAUAAAGACAUCUAGUUUCAUCAGCACCUACCACAAUCCAGAACUACCCAGCACUUCAUAUGUCAAGGUUUGUGGACCAGUGGCACCAAACCCACCACCGAGAUUGGAGGAAGCUGGGAAGGGAAAGGAUUGGGAAAUACAUGCUUGGAUAAUAUCGUUAGCUGUUCUGGGUACCCUUUUGGCUUUGAUUGUCUUUGAGGGUGGCUUGUUGUUGUGGUGCUGCAGACGCGGUUCCAGGUUUCGCGGAUUCUCUACUCAGUAUGCUCUUCUUGAGUACGCUUCUGGAGCACCAGUUCAGUUCUCAUACAAGGAGCUUCAGCGCUCAACAAAAGGGUUCAAAGAGAAGCUUGGUGAUGGUGGAUUUGGUGCUGUUUACAGAGGAAUUCUUGCUAACAGAACUGUUAUUGCAGUGAAACAACUUGAGGGCAUUGAGCAAGGUGAGAAACAGUUCAGAAUGGAGGUUGCUACUAUAAGCAGCACUCAUCAUCUGAACUUAGUGAGGCUGAUUGGGUUUUGUUCUGAAGGAAAGCAUAGGCUUUUGGUGUAUGAGUUCAUGAAAAAUGGGUCCCUUGACAAUUCUCUUUUUGUCAAUGAAUCUCAGUCUGAGAAAUUGCUGAAUUGGGAGUAUCGAUUCAGAAUUGCGCUGGGCACUGCAAGGGGAAUCACUUACCUUCAUGAGGAGUGCAGAAACUGCAUUGUCCACUGUGAUAUAAAACCUGAAAACAUUCUUUUAGAUGAGCAUUACAAUGCCAGAGUCUCAGAUUUUGGCCUUGCAAAACUCACAAGUGCCCCGGACCAUAGGAACCGAAGCUUGACAAGUGUAAGAGGAACUAGAGGAUAUUUAGCUCCGGAAUGGCUCGCAAAUCUUCCGGCAACUUCCAAAUCCGAUGUCUAUAGUUUUGGUAUGGUUUUGUUGGAGAUAGUGAGUGGAAGAAGGAAUUUUGAAAUCUCGGAAGGAACAAAGUGGAAAAAGUUUUCCAUCUGGGCUUAUGAAGAGUUCCAGAAAGGUAACAUGAAAGGAAUUCUGGACAAGAGACUGGUUAACCAUGAAGUUGAUAUGGAGGGAGUGAAAAGGGCCAUAAUGGUGAGCUUCUGGUGCAUCCAAGAACAGCCAUAUCAGAGGCCAAUAAUGAGCAAAGUGGUGCAGAUGCUAGAAGGAGUCACUCAGAUUGAGAUGCCACCAGCUCCAAAAUGUGUGACAGAAGGAUCUGUUAUUGCAAACCCCACUACAGCAGAAGAAGCUCCAUUGUUCGCCUCAUCUUCAUCAUCGCAAAUUGUAUAGGUUUCUCUGUUUUUGGUGGCCUCUGUCCCAUGUUCUUCUAUAUUGAUACAAGUAACUGAAUAUGGCAACAUAUUAAUUAGGACUCGCGAGUGGGAGAGAGAAAAAGAGAUGAUGUGAGAAAUUGGUUUCUUUCUUUGUUUUUUUUUUUUGGGCCACUCUCUCUCCAAAUAUGUGCACAAGUAUCGAAUGUAAUUUGCUGUUGGAUCCUC